CUGGGAAUGCUGCAGCUCUGCGCAGCUCUGUGCAGCUCUGUGCAGUCUACCAGAGACUGAACAGCAAACUACCAAACGACCACAGGCUACUUGGCUAAUCAGGUGCUAAUAAGUCCGCUAACUUGCAGGCAAAGGCAGCAUUGUACCUUAAAGUCUAUUGGGGGCGACGUUAUAAUGGCUGUAGCCCCAAAACGGAAAAGGGUAGCAACAGUUGAAUGAAGUAGCAGGUCGUUUGUUUGUGUUGUUGUUUUUUUUUAUUAUUUAAUUAGCUAGGUCUAAGCUAACGCGGAAGGCACCCCCACCUCCUCCUCCUCCUCCUCCUCCUCCUCAACCACUCACACACACACAUAGUAAUCAAUGGUUAGCAUAACGUAACGGAGAUAGUCUUUAUUUUAUUUCUUCCUCCAGUAAAGGAUGUCGAAACGCCUGCGAAACACUGAGCUCUGCGCCGACUGCAAUGUUCCCGAGCCUCGCUGGGCCUCGGUGAACAGGGGGGUGUUGAUUUGCGAUGAGUGCUGCAGCGUUCAUCGGAGUCUGGGCAGACACAGCUCACAAGUCCGCCACCUGACGCACACACCGUGGCCUCCCACGCAGCUGCAGAUGGUUCAGACAUUAUACAGCAAUGGUGCAAAUUCAAUAUGGGAGCACUCUCUUCUGGACCCUGCAUCUGUGCUGAGUGGAAAACGCAAGGCCAACCCUCAGGACAAACUGCACCCGAACAAAUCAGAGUUUAUCAGAGCCAAAUAUCAAAUGCUGGCAUUUGUCCAUCGCAUGCCUUGCCGGGAGGAUGACAGCUCAACAGCCAAGGAUUUAAGUAAGCAACUUCACUCAAGUGUACGGACCGGGAAUCUCGAGACUUGUCUGAGGUUGCUAUCCCUGGGAGCACAAGCAAAUUUUUUUCACCCCGAAAAAGGAAACACUCCGUUGCAUGUAGCUGCAAAGGCAGGGCAAGUAUCUCAGGCUGAACUAUUAACGGUUUAUGGGGCAGAUCCCGGAGCCCCCGACAGCAAUGGCAAAACUCCCAUUGACUAUGCAAGGGAAGCUGGCCACCAUGACCUGGCCGACAGAUUGGUGGAGGUUCAGUACGAACUAACUGAUCGCCUGGCGUUCUACCUGUGUGGGAGAAAGCCAGAUCAUAAAAACGGUCAGCACUUCAUUGUUCCACAGAUGGCUGACAGCAGUUUAGAUUUGUCAGAACUGGCCAAGGCAGCAAAGAAGAAACUGCAGUCUCUCAGUAACCAUUUAUUCGAGGAGCUCGCCAUGGAUGUGUAUGAUGAGGUGGACCGGCGAGAGACUGAUGCAGUGUGGUUGGCUACACAGAAUCACAGCACGCUGGUGACAGAGACGACUGUGGUGCCUUUCCUUCCUGUGAAUCCAGAGUAUUCAUCAACACGAAACCAGGGGCGCCAGAAGCUCGCAAGAUUCAAUGCACAUGAAUUUGCAACUCUUGUGAUCGACAUAUUAAGUGAUGCAAAGCGCAGACAACAAGGGAAUUCAAUAGUCAGCCCCAAAGACAAUGUUGAAUUUAUCCUGAAGAGUGUUAGGCAUUGUAGUGAUAGCCAGGACAAUGACCAGCCUGACUACGAUAGCGUGGCGUCUGAUGAGGAUACAGAUCAAGAGCUCCCCUCGAGCAAAGGAGAUAGGACCAAGAGCCUGGACUCGGACCUCUCAGACGGCCCCAUCACUAUGCACGAAUACAUGGAGGUGAAAAACGCACUCUCUGCCUCUGAAGCCAAGGUCCAGCACCUCAUGAAAGCCAACAACAACCUGAGUGAUGAGCUGAGGCUGAUGCAGAAAAAGCUACAAUCUCUGCAAAGCGAGAACAUCUCUCUCAGGCGGCAGGUCACAACCAAUAUCUAUCAGAUCCCCAGCGGUUCAGACUACCCCGACCCCUCCAGCCCCUCAGCCCUGAAACGCCGGCAGUCUGCGCGGGCCAGUCGGCCCAUGUCUAUGUAUGAGACCGGCUCAGGCCUGAAGCCCUAUCUCCCUAAAGGGGAAUCUCCCUACCCAGAGGAGGGUAUCCCCACCCUGCAACCCUUCCCACCUCAUACGGAAAGGGGCGCUUUUGUGACCACCUCUUCAUCCCUCCCCUCAUUUCCAUCCACCCUGUCUUGGUCGAAGGACGAAAGUGCUCAAAAGGCCACGAAAUUAGAGAAGCAAAGCAGCAUGCCGGAAAGUGACUAUGACAACACAUUCAAUGACUCUGAGAUGGAUGAUUCAGGUUUGUGCAGGAGAGGGAGGCUGAGGAGCAGCGGCUGGCUGGGGGAGGGCAGCUCUAUCCCUGAGCUGGAUGAUCUGGAAAUGGAGCCAGACCCCACACUUCCCAGCACAGAGGACGUCAUCCGCAAAACCGAGCAGAUCACCAAGAAUAUCCAAGAGCUGCUGCGAGCUGCUCAAGAGAACAAACAUGACAGACCAUGUGAACGCGAAGGUGUGCGUCGGCUCAGGCACAGCCUGGGAUGCUUCAGCACACUGGUGCCCUGGGCCGAGAAGGCCCCCCCUUCCCUUCAGCCGCUCAGCCUGCGGUCCCCUGACCCCACCUCCUGCUUCAUACCCUGCUCAGAAAGAAUACAUGUGGCUGUAACAGAAAUGGCUGCCCUCUUUCCAAAGAAGCCGCGCUCAGAGACUGUGAGAGGCUCGCUGCGCCUGUUGACCUCCAGCGCAUACCGGCUUCAGAGCGAGUGCAGGAAGGCGGUGCCUUCAGAGGGCUGCCCGGGACCGGACAUGCAGCUGGUCACCCAGCAGGUCAUCCAAUGUGCUUAUGACAUUGCCAAGGCAGCCAAGCAGCUUGUCACCAUCACCACAAAGGAGAAUACCAACUAACAGCACUUACAAGGCUGCAAAGCCGUCAGCAUCUCAGUUUUGUUCUUAUAUAUAUUUUUAAUGAUUCUGUUGGGGUUUUUUUUGUAAUUGUGGUAUAUGCAUGCAUUUGUUUUUUUAAUUUAUGUAUGAAUAUUGAUGAUAUUUAAAGCCAGCUCUGCAAAAUCUGAGCAUUAAGGGAAAAAGUCAACAACUCAACUUAGGGAAAUGCAGCUGUUGUAAUAGCACAAUUGCUCUUGAGGUAAAAAAACAAAAAACAAACAACAAAUCAUGUGGCAGCAACUAGCAGGCCUGGGAACUGUAAUGUUUCUACAAUUACUCUUCAACAAUUAGAGUAAAACUUGCUCUUAGUUACAAUUUAUUUUCAAUCAGUCCGUAAUGUAAAUACCUUUUUAGCGAGAGAAAGAAUGAAGCACACUACAGUAAACCUACAUGAUGAUAUUGGUUAUUGUUAUCAGUCCAAAGACAGACACGCGGAUGCUGAAAAGCCAUAAAUGAGUCAUGAAUCCACUGUCAUUGAAUGCUAUCGCUAACACUCUUGUAGCUAAAGGAGCAUCCUCUCAUUAAUUGCACUGUGCAAGCAUCAUCAUACUGUAAACUUUUAAUCUCCAAAAAACAAAUUGACCAUUUAGUGAACUUCCAUUAAAUGUUGGGAACUUCAUUUAUGCACAAUUUGUAGCUCUGCGAUGCUAAUGUUUGUUGCAUCAAAAAAGCUAUUUAUAUGGUUUUGUCCCGCGUCCAAGUGUAAUCCAAUCUGCAGUGAACUUAUUGCAGCUAUUUAUGUAUGCCCAUUUGUCAAGUUAGUGAAUGCAAAUAACACUUGUUCAGGGGCCAAGUUAUAUUUUUCACCAGCACCAAGAUGUUGUUGUAUUAAGUUAAAAUCAUUCGGUGUGUUUCUAACAGGCUCCACACUGCAUUGUAUUCUGCGGUCUCGUGUGCCAUUGCAGUGUUGGUGAUGUUAUUCAGAGCUAAUAGCCAUAUUGUACAGUGUGUAUGUCCAAGUGUUUUUGUGCUCUGUUCCGUUGCUGCUAGUUUUGUAUUUAAUGUGCAACAUAUGGGAUAGAAGUCUAGACGUCUCCUGUAUAAUUGUGCAACUCAAUGUUCAUCCACACCAAGUGUUUCAGAGUUCACUGUCAUGUUGAAAUCUGAUCAAGGUAAUGUCCCUCUCUGUACUUGGAUGGAGUGCAGGGAUGUAUGUGAUGCAGCUGUUAAGUUGCACUUUGGAAAAAUAAUUAUUUUCUAAAUAAACUUAAUUUAUAACUAUA
Molecule: messenger RNA, 4085 nt
Organism: Dicentrarchus labrax (European seabass)
Lineage: Eukaryota; Metazoa; Chordata; Actinopteri; Moronidae
Gene: git2a
Product: G protein-coupled receptor kinase interacting ArfGAP 2a
Exons: 21
Coding region: 415-2823 (802 amino acids)
Biological process (GO): brain development; regulation of ARF protein signal transduction
Molecular function (GO): protein binding; GTPase activator activity
Source: RefSeq, a predicted model, not a curated record